Messenger RNA from Exophiala xenobiotica, 993 nucleotides. RefSeq lists its product as uncharacterized. Gene Ontology annotation, molecular function: acylglycerone-phosphate reductase (NADP+) activity; triacylglycerol lipase activity. The record is from RefSeq and is a predicted model, not a curated record. The transcript is spliced from 2 exons. The coding region runs from base 1 to 993 and encodes 330 amino acids. Gene Ontology annotation, biological process: triglyceride catabolic process; phosphatidic acid biosynthetic process. Gene Ontology annotation, cellular component: endoplasmic reticulum; lipid droplet. NCBI's taxonomy places the organism in Eukaryota, Fungi, Ascomycota, Eurotiomycetes, Chaetothyriales, Herpotrichiellaceae.
AUGCAGGAUGCUGAUGCGCCAAACCUGUUCUGGACGCAAGACUCCAGCAAGGCUGUACUAUCCAAACAUGCAGCCUCUAUGUUGAAGUCUUCCUGCAAGUAUAAAAGGCUCAUCAAGACGGCCGAAACCCGAGAAGAGAGCUUUCUUCUUGAAAUCAGCUUCUUCACCUCAUCCAUUGUCAUUAUGGCCGGCAAAACCAUCUUGAUCACCGGCUGCUCCGCUGGAGGCAUUGGCUAUGCCCUCGCUGCAGAGUGCCAACGUCGAGGCCUCACAGUCUUCGCGACUGCUCGCACGACUUCCAAGAUGUCCGCCCUCGAAAAGCUACCCAACAUGACCCUUCUCCCACUGGACGUCACUUCGCCUUCGUCGAUCGCUGACGCUGUCCAACAAGUGAAGAGCCGUACGGGUGGCAAGCUCGACUACCUCCUCAACAACUCUGGCCAGAACAUCAUCAUGCCAGCACUCGAUCUUGACAUCGACGACGCCAAAAGGAUGUUCGAGGUCAACUUCUGGGGCGUCUUGCGCAUGAUUCAGGCCUUUGCCCCUUUGCUUAUCGAGGCCGAAGGUACAAUUGUCAACAUCGGCUCGAUCGUGGCGUAUUUGCAUGCGCCGUAUACCGCUGUAUACAAUGCCUCCAAAGCCGCCGUCCACAUGCUCGACGAGACACUACGCAUCGAGUUGGCGCCGCUGAACGUUAAGGUUUUGACCGUCGUGACCGGUGCGAUCAAGACGAAUAUCCAUCAAAACUCACCAAAACCUCAAUUUCCGCCGACAUCGAGGUAUCGGGCGGUGGAGAAGUAUUUGGAGAAGAGCUGGAACGAUGAAAUUGACCGCAACGCGAGCACUCCCGAAUCGUUCGCCCAGAAAGUGGUGGGAGACGUCCUCGGGGGCGCGACGGGAAAGAUCUGGAGAGGGAUGUAUGCCAGUAUGACGCGGUAUGGGAGAUACUUCAUACCCAUGUGGAUGCAAGUAAGUUUCGGCCAUACACUGUAG